AACAAUUGGAAACAUAUCUAAAUUUUUUACGUGUUUCCUGUGGAUGAAUUGGAAAAGUGUAAAGCUGUUUGUGGGUUUCUGUAUCAGCAAACUGGCCAAUCAAGUUUUUGUUUUAGUCUAAUAAAUCCCCUGCAUUACUGUUCACUCAUGACAGAGAUUUCGCACAAUGUCAAGCCAUAUGAACCCUCAACACUGUUGACUAACAUACAUGUACAUGUAGUAUUCAUUUUCAUCUGGACACCUGACGUACAUAAUCCAGUGGGAAGAAACAAUGAAAACCUGUCGUGUUGCCCGAUGCACUUGUAAACAUUGCUCAAAACAUGUCACUGGAUUGCUCAAUUCUUAGUUACACGAUUACAACCUACAAUUUCCAAAAUCUAACUUAGAGAAACAAUCUUUUUGCAUGGCACACAUGGUGCAAUUCUUAGCAAUACUUUUGCCAUCGACAAACACACACACACCAGCACUGCCUGUCUGUAAAGCAGCAAAAAUGACUCAGCAUCCUCAUUCAUACCAAAUUUGCAUACCUGUGUUCUGAUUGGCUGAGUGAUGUACACACCCCCACACACACCUCCAGCAUGACCAUAUAAGGCAAUGUUUUUGGUGCGCCUAUGGUGGUUCUUUUCAAAGACAACACCACUACAAACCGAAACCCCAAAUUUUUUGUAGCUGUCUCUUUGUGUGUUUUGGGGAGAAGGGGCCUCUGGCGGAAUCUGUACCUACAUUGUGUUUGACUUUGUGGGACUAUCUUUCUGGUAAACAGUGGCAAGUCACUGAAUUCUAGCUGAGCUUGCAAACACAACUGGCACUGUUCCAAGUAUUUACAGAUCUCGGUGAUAACAAUAAAUGUUUUUUUUGGGGGGGGGUGGAGGUGGGGACGAAGGUUAACACUGACUCCAAAAUAUUUCCCUGACAACAAUUAUCCUUCCAUUGGGAGAAAGUUAAACUGCAGCCAUCAAACUUCAGGGUUUUUUUUGUGAUGAUCACGACGGUUAAUGCCUUGUUCAGGAUUCAUAUAUUACCUGCUGGUGUAUACAUGUAAUACACACUUCCUAUGCGGGGUCAUUUCCUUGUGUUGUUAGAUGUGGCAAGGGGCCCCUAGUUGGGUCGACCCACAAAUCCUUUUAUUAUCUCCAGGUUUUUCCAUUCAGUUCCAGCUUUGCUGUGUACUGUACAUACGUUAUUUUGGCUUUCCCCUGUUGGUCCAGACAGAAAUUACAGGCCCCAAACAGGACAAAAAGGAAGUGUGCUUUCAAAAGAGUUGGCUAUGCAUGACCUCUCUGGAGGGCAGAGGAUUGGCAUGUACUUGUGUAUAUAAGUCCCCGCAUAAUCUGUUUGGGCAGAUUUCCAGUUUCAUUUCUCUUGUGCCAGACUUAACAGAUAAAGUGUGCACUUGCUUAAAAAGUGGCUUCCAAAGUCAUGCAGUGAUGUCACUGGUAGCCAUUUGACCGUGCAUGUUUGUGCCAGUAUAUGUAAUACAGCAUACACAACAAAGAUCACCAACUUCGGUUAACAGUAUUCACUGCAAAUUUCCUGACAGUUUCUGAGCUGACAAACUUCAGAUUUUUAAAAAUUGUUUGGCACCAUGGCAUCUGGUGGUGACGAGAGGGUCUUCGAUAUGGUUGAAUUGAAACGAGCACUGCUGCAGUGCAUGGUGUGUAAAGAAUCUCCAUGCUCCGGCGAGGGUCUGAAGUUCAAGCUUCUAGAGUGUCAUCACACCGUGUGCAAGGACUGCUUGGAGCAGAUCAUAAAUAAUGAGCGUGGCCUUGACCGUGGAGCUCUGCAUUUCAGCUGUCCCGAGUGUCGACACCGCAUGAACGUCCCAGCCCGCGGGGCAGACGGCAUCCCGAACAACUUCAUUGCGCAGCAGAUCCUGGACUUUGCCAACAGCUGCAAACCCAAGCAUGACCCAGCCGACGGGGAGACAUCAUCAUCGUUGGGGGGAGUCAGAUGCGGUGGGUGCCAAGGCGUGAUCAGGCAGGUCCAACACUGGUGCAUCCUCUGCAUGUACCUGUGCGACAGGUGCACAUGGCGGCACCGCGACGACAAGGCACUGCGGCACCACACUGUCUUCGUCCCCGCCCGGAGCUCCGAGGGAGGGUGGGGCGAGGCAGCAGCCAGUGACGACUCUGGCUUCUGCCCGACCCACAACCAUUGCCGGCUGGACUUCUACUGCCGCACCUGUAACGUGCCCCUCUGCAAAAUUUGCAAAGAGCUCUGCCACACUCCUGGCCCUCGGCACUCAAUCUGCGAUAUCUCCAAGGUGGCCCAGGAGAGCCGGGCAGAGCUGGACCGCCUCCUGGAGGCAGUGACUGAGCAACAGAAACUAGCCAGCGAAACUUUCCGCCAAAUCCGCCAAGAGGAGGAGUGCAUCAACGCCGAGCGCAGCAGGGCCAAGAAGAGGCUGAGGGCUUUCAUCUGCGAGUGCCACAACAUCCUGGCCAGACGGGAGAUGGCACUGACGGGAUCCGUCGAGCACCGCGCCCAGCAGAGGUCCAAGUGCCUCCUCUACUCCAAGGAACAAGUCCGCCACCUGCUGACCCGGAUUGGCAGUAGCAUGGAGUAUGCCAACCUGAUCAAGAAGGAGCAUGCUCCGCUCUCCGUCAUCCGCGCAGCCACCGUCAUGAAGCCAGCCCUGCUUGAGAUAGCACAGGCCAGGCUGGACACAGACAUCCAGAAUGGCGACGCCUUUUUGUCAAUGACGGAAGCAGAUCUCCAGUUUGAUAUUGCCACCUUUAGAUACAUGGUUUCUCUCCUAGGAAAAUCCCAGGUAGAUGGUAUAUCUGAAUAAGGCCACUGUAACAAUCUGCCACAAUGCAAAGGCAGUGCCCACAAACUUAACCUCUACAAUUAAAUGAAAAGUAUUGCUUGUCCGAAGCCAAAACGCACAUAUGUACCACAGUUUUACAGUAGUAUUUGCACGAAAUGUUCUUCACAUCUGCACAGCGCACAACGUUUGAUUGAUUAAAACCAAUGGGGUAUGCUAUGCUGUAAAUAUUACAGCCGUGGACAGUUGGUGGUGGAAGUUGGGUUCUUUUAUUAGGUGGAAAAUUGCUCAAGAAAGGAUGGGCUUUGUGAAUUUAUUGGUUUGUUAUACAUUUACGAAUUCUAUAAACCUAACAGUAUCUAAUCCUCCAAUUUAAUUUUUUCCACAUGUCCUUUUCUUUUCUUUCUUUCUUAAUACAUUCUUUUUCUAUUUCUGAGUAAUGCUAUUUCUCAUGGUACUCACGUGCUAUAAAAUCAGUUACCGGUUUAAAUUGAGGUUGUCUGACAAAAUAAAGGCAAGCAACCCUAUUGGGGUGAUCACUCCUUUUGUGACUGUGGAGUCACAAGUAUUGUCGUGGCAGAUGCCAAAACUGCCACAAGGAGAAUUCUUCGCAAAACUGGCUGCGUCCUCUUGAAGAUGAAAAAAAA
Messenger RNA from Acanthaster planci (crown-of-thorns starfish), 3414 nucleotides. RefSeq names its product E3 ubiquitin-protein ligase TRIM71-like. Lineage: Eukaryota; Metazoa; Echinodermata; Asteroidea; Valvatida; Acanthasteridae. Gene Ontology annotation, molecular function: ubiquitin protein ligase activity; zinc ion binding. The record is from RefSeq and is a predicted model, not a curated record.